This is a messenger RNA of Protobothrops mucrosquamatus (brown spotted pit viper), 2005 nucleotides long. It is a transcript of the gene ANXA5, whose product is annotated as annexin A5. The coding region runs from base 243 to 1205 and encodes 320 amino acids. Gene Ontology annotation, biological process: negative regulation of coagulation. Gene Ontology annotation, cellular component: cytoplasm. Gene Ontology annotation, molecular function: calcium-dependent phospholipid binding; calcium ion binding. The transcript has 13 exons. NCBI's taxonomy places the organism in Eukaryota, Metazoa, Chordata, Lepidosauria, Squamata, Viperidae. The record is from RefSeq and is a predicted model, not a curated record.
CCGUGCCGAGGAGUAGCAGAGUAAUCCGGGGUGGGGCUCCAGGCAGGAAGACCACGACCGACUCCAGCGGGGAGCCACGGGGAGAAUCUGAGCGCAGGGUGUGGCAGGCCGCGAGAGCGACGCGCACUUUCUCCAACUCUGUCCAUUUCCGUUGCUUCGCGAGUGGCGGUCGCGUCUCGCAUCUUCGCCCUCUCAUUUUAAGGCUGCGCUUUUGCUCUUCGCCUAAACGAUCCCCCGAAGCCAUGGCCAAGUAUACAAAAGGUACUGUAAAAGAUUUCCCUGGAUUUGAUGCCAGAGCUGAUGCUGAAGUUCUUCGCAAGGCAAUGAAAGGAUUGGGAACUGAUGAAGAGCCAAUCCUGAAGAUUCUAAUGGGCAGAAGCAAUGCACAACGCCAGGAAAUUGCAGUACAAUUUAAAACCUUAUUUGGCCGGGAUAUGAUUGAUGACUUUAAAUCUGAACUUACGGGCAAAGUGGAGAAACUCAUAGUUUCCCUGAUGAGACCUGAACGGAUUUAUGAUGCUCAUGCAUUAAAACAUGCCAUUAAGGGGGCAGGAACUGAUGAACAAGUCUUAACUGAAAUUCUUGCAUCUCGGACACCUGCUGAAAUCCGGAAUAUAAAGCAAGCUUAUCAGGAAGAAUAUGGAGCUGAUUUAGAAGAUCAUAUAACAUCAGAUACUUCUGGUUACUAUCAGCGAAUGCUGGUAGCUCUUCUACAAGCUAACAGAGACCCUGAUGGCCAGAUUAAACAAAAUCUAAUUGAGCAAGAUGCUCAGGAGUUGUUUAGAGCUGGGGAGUUGAAAUGGGGAACAGAUGAAGAAAAAUUUAUUACCAUUCUGAGUACUCGAAGUACAGUUCACUUAAGAAAGGUUUUUGACAAAUACAUGACUAUUUCUGGCUUUCAAAUUGAAGAAACAAUUGAUCGUGAAACAUCUGGUGCACUAGAAAAGCUGCUUCUGGCAGUUGUGAAAUGUGCUCGAAGUGUUCCUGCCUAUUUUGCUGAAUGUCUCUUUUAUGCAAUGAAAGGAGCAGGCACUGAUGAUGAUACAUUGAUCAGAAUCAUGGUUUCAAGGAGUGAAAAAGAUCUACUUGAUAUCAGGCAGGCAUUCAGAAGGGAUUUUGCAAAAAGUUUGCACCAUGUAAUUCAGAAAGAUACAUCUGGUGACUACAGGAAGGGGCUUCUGCUGCUGUGUGGAGGAGAAGACUAGUGAAAUUUACAAUAACACAGAGGACAGAAUCUCAAAUCAUGCCUUGUGCCUUUUUCCAGUUGUAUGGUAUUUACAUAGAUUUGCAGUCUUCUCUGUAUCCAUGCUGGCAUUUUUAUGCCAGAAGCAGCGUACUGUUGUUAGUCAUGUAUUAUGAUGCUUCUUCUUGCACUGGCUUGCUUACAUAAGAUUAUUUUCUUUACUAGGGGAGUUAUGUUGUUUCAUGCAUUUUUUUACAUAAUUGAAAUUUACAGUUUGCUGUUUACUUAAGUCGCAGUAAAAUCAAUGGGACAAAUUUGGAUCCAAUCUUUCAUGUGUACAUUCCUUAUUGAAAAAAAUCAACAAAAGUGCCUUUUAAAUAAAUGGGCUUUUAUUUUUAAAAUCAAAAGCCCAAAAUAUGAGGUGCUUCUAGGCAAAGCAUACAAUUAGGGCCUGCUAAAGUUUUGCAGUUGGUCAAGAUGACACAGUUUUCCUGAAGGAAAACCAGAGUUUUCCACUGCUGUUUCUGACUGUUUUUAUCACACAAAGAAUCGGGAGGAAAAGCUAUAAUAAUUGCACAAUGUCUUUUGAGAGGAUAGUGCUAAUGGUUGGCUAUCUAAGAACAUUCCUUCAUUUCAGCAAAAGUGGAAGUAAGAUGCAUUCCAAGAAACAAAACCAAAUUUCCUCUUAGCUAAACUUGCACUAUAUAUCUUGCACUUUUUACUCAUAAAGAAUGUAUCUGCUAAUAGAUUUAAAACUGUGAGCUAUGCAUUGACUGUCCUCAUGUAAUGUGAUUUUGGUACAAUUAAAAAUGUUUAUAACCU